UUGAAAGUCUGCCACCUUGUCAUUUGUAGAUCGAGUGAAGUAUCUGGCCCACUACACGUUCCUCCGUUUUAUCGUUUGUUUGCCUAACUCUUGUGCCGCCCGAAAUUCGAUUUUCACUCUGCUGACGGGGCUGUGAUAAGGACACAAGCUGUGUGGAACACUGGGCACAGAUUGAAACAUAAAGCACAUUUUGACAAGAGUAAACAUCUAGAGAUUGGAGAUAGUUUCCUGUGAAGCAGACGCGAGCCAUUUAAAUCCUUCUCCCAGUCAUGUCUCCCUGAGCCCGCACGUUGGAUGAGGUGGCCGAAUGACAUGAUGGGACGUCUGUUGCUCGCCUCACCAUGACUCGCUAUUCAAGGGCAGGAAACUCCGACAUGUUGCUGCCCAAAAGCAGAAUCGAGUUCUCCAGUCACAGGGUCAAGGUCGGGGGUCAAAGUUUUCAGUCGGCAUCAGAUGCGCUCUCGGCGUACCUGCAGCAGUUUGAGGCAACAGAGAAACGGGGGAGCUCGAGGUCACGUGGGCAACUGACCAAUCAACAUGGCAGCUCAAAGUCCAGUGUUCACCUGACAAACCAGAGGAGGAGCAAGGAGUUCACUAGGAGCAGGGGCCUGAGUGGACACAAGGAGGAUGUGGAGAAGCUCUUCACAUCUAAGGUGUCUCAGCUACGAGGUGUCAGGAAUGAUGAUUUGAGAGAGAUAAAACUGACAAAACUCCUCAAGCAGAUUGACCCUGAUCAAGAGGGAAAAACUGAACUACAGGAAGAAGUGGAAGCUGCAUUGCUCAGGUCCGCCCAGCUGCUUGAAAAAGUGACAAAGGACAAUAACCCCGUCCCUAAAGCUGCCCCUAGUGACAUAAGCAGCAUCCCUACUGAUGUUCUACUUCUGGAGUCCAGGCUAUCCAUCAACAGUUCCAAGUUUAUUGAGAAACCUCCUGGACAUAUUUAUUCAUACAGAACUCCACGUGCCAGACAACCUUUACAAAACCAUAAUUUCUCUCCACCUCACUCUCCUGUCUCCUACUCUAGAGAAAGGAAAAGACAUUCCUCCCUAGACUUGCUGUGUCCGCGCUACAGUAAUGGCAGCAGUCCUUCACUCUCCCAAGUCUCGGAUUCUGUUAUCAGCCGGUGCAGAUCUGUCUCACCUGCUGUGAGAAAUCCUUCACUGCCACUACCUGGGGGGCUUAAAUAUUCAGACCCCAAGAGUGCUGUACCUAGCUGGGUAAAGGAUGAACAUUCCUCAGACAUUUCUGACUCGGUCUGGACUUCAAAAAAUUUACAGCCAACUGAAAACAAUGACCAGUCUAAGCUCGUACCAAACUGGGUGAAACAGAUGAGCAAUGGCAGCCAUGUUGAACCCACAGAACACCUUCAUGCAGAUACGUCAAACAACUCUAAAAAUCAUCUCCAUCUUUCAAAUUUGACUCAAAGUGUGUUACAAACACCUCAUAAACAUUUCACACUGUCUGAUGAUUAUUAUUCAGUGAAGCAGCCCAAGCACUCCACGCCAGUUCACCAUUCAUUGAGGACUUUAGACAAGUUUUACCAGCAUCCACAAGUGAGUCUAGUUGCCAGAAGUGAGCCCUCGACCAGUGUGGGCGUGUCUGUAGUGGGGGCAGGUCAAGCCAAAGGUCCAGCUAGCAGCCCGUCCAGCGUGGACACACUGGCUUUACUCACAGGAAACUUUGGGGCAAACAGCUCACACAGGAACAAAGAUAUUAAAACUGAUAGUCAAAGGGUGACCUCCCCGUGUGCUUCUGUUAUUGGUAACUGUCCCAGUUCUGUAAACAAUGGCCUGGAUCUUUAUUCACUGGAUGGUCUAGAUGGUGACAGGCCGUGGGAACAAAUAACAAAUGCUUUCAAACCACCGGUUCAUGUAGAUGAUACUCAGUGUAGGACUUUCUCCAAGUAUGAGAAUAUUGAAGGAACACUAUCUGGUGGUAAACAGCCUGGUAGUAUUGAAGCCUUGAAAAAUAUGCUUUUUAAACUUCAAGCUGAGGAAAGCUCUGUAAUGGAAGAACAACUAAUGGCCAGUGAUCAAGAAGAUUUUAAGAAAUUCAACUCUGAUGAAGAUUUAGACCUGUUGCCAGCUUUAAAAGAUUAUGAUUUUAAACAAGAGCCCGGAGGACAAUCACUAAAAAAAGCUCUUGUGCACUUGAACAAACUCAAAGAACUAGUGAAAUCAAAUCAGUAUGAUACAACUGUCUGAAGAAGAAAAAUUUGUGUUAAAUUUUAACCUGUAGUAAACACAAUUAUAUUUAAAUCUUACAAAAUUUAUGAUUUUUAAAAGUUUUUUUCUCAAUUUUUUUUCUACUAUAAAUUUGGAUAAUAGAAUACAAUGAUAUAAAUAUGUGGAAACCUAAGUUAUAUAUAACUUAUCAGUUUGUGUCCGAUUACAAUUGACCAACCUAAUGUAGAGUUCUUUAAAUCUGUAUAGAGAUCCAAAAUUCUCAUGAGGUUCUAAUUAAAUUUACCUUUGUACCCUACAUUUUAAACCAUUAGUCUUAUGAUUUUAUAUUUCCAUUGGUGCUUUAAAAUAUAUUCCAAUUUUGUUAAAUAAAAUUAAUAGGCACAAUUCAUUAAUGUAAUCUUUAUUAGUUUUUAUAGAUCCUUUGUUAUGCUGUCAAUAUUUAGUUUUAAAGACUAAUAAAACAUUUUCCUAACCAUGGGCCAUAGAGUAGAUACAAUUAGGGGAGUUAACUCAAGAGAUUCUGUCUUUGGUGUAUGAGUUGUCAUCUUUGAUUUAGACUGCUUUAUUCAUUCCGUCCAGAUGUGAUACAUUGUUUUUAACUGUCAUUAAUUUAUCAUAAAUUAUUUAUAACAUUUUGUAAUAGUUUCUGCUUGUUCAAGCAUCAUAUCACUAUUUUGUAAACUGAUUUAUUUGUGUAUCUUAAUUUUGUGUAUUAUGGUGACUUUUUAUUUUUAAUCUUUAAAGUUGCCUUUUUCCUGUAUAAAAUGUAAUUUAUAAUUA
This is a messenger RNA of Physella acuta, 2966 nucleotides long. RefSeq lists its product as uncharacterized. The record is from RefSeq and is a predicted model, not a curated record. Lineage: Eukaryota; Metazoa; Mollusca; Gastropoda; Physidae.